GGCUGGUCGGAAGGAUUGUUUGCACAGAGCAAGCGUUGUCAUUUUCGAUACGAGACCCUCUCAUGCUGCAUAAAUCGGAAGAGAGAGGUAUUGCAGUACGCGUUGGUGUAUGGGUAACAGAGGAACCAUUUGCAAGCACACGAUAUCACCGAUGCAUGAACGAACAUAAAUAGAGCCCGUUAUUGUUUCGACAUCCUCUUCGUCGCAUCAACAUUUACCCCAGCCAGAUUGCGUAACUUUCACGUCAGAUUUGGGAGAUAUGGGUGCUCCUUCCCUCUAGAGUUGGGAGAUAUGGCUGUGCAUGCGUGGCCGACUUACGAUGGCAAAAUCAUCAGCCCAUUCGUCUUUUGUCGCGAUUCUAUCAACGCUCUCCUCGUAAUCCUCCCCGAAAUGAAGUCACGAAAUCUUUCUGCAUUCGCGCAAAAGCACAAUCCCGAGUUAUUGCAAGCCCUCGACAAUGGAACCGUCGUCACACUACACAGCCAGCAAAAGACCAAAGCUGAGCAUCUCAAAAAGCUGGAACGAAGACUCGACAAGUCUAUACAAGAUCUUGGUGGCGACGAAGGAGUCAAGCGGGCCGUGAAGAUGCUCGAGUUUGUAAGCAGGGUGGAGGCCCCUCACGACUUUGAGUACUAUCCAUGCAUCCGAGUCCUCCUCUCAGGCAUGCAGGAGUUUUUCGAAAUAUGCACACCGAAGUGUUUCGAUUGGAUGGAAGGACUGCUCCCCAGAUUGGUCAAAUCGAAGACCGUCGAGUCCGCAAAAGCCACGAACGAUAUUCCAACCGUCGCAGAACCAACAAGAGUUGACGUGGAUACGGAAGCUAUAUCACAACAGCUUGAACUGGAAAUCAGAAAAGAGUACGAGACAGAGAAGGAAAAUUGGAAAGCCAAGAUUUCACAAGAGUGUGAAGAGUGGAAGGCCCAAAUCCAACAAGAGCUGUCAGACGCAUGUUAUUUCAGGGUCCUGGAGGCAGAGAAAGAUGCAAAGGAUGCAAAUGUUGACGCAGAAACUGCCAAGAAGAACCUCGCAAAGGCAGAUCAAGACGCAGAAGUUCGAGUCAAGAAGAUGCUUGAGAAGGUGUAUUACAAGGAGAUGGAGAAGUUGAAAGGCGAAGUCAACACUGAGAAAGCACGAGUCCGAGAAAGAGACAAACAACUGGAGGAAGCGAGAUCUGCACGAGAAGCGGCGGAAGGGUUGGCAAGGACCGCAUGCGAACAGCACAUCACUGAACAGGGUCUUCGUCGUCGUGCAGAGAUCGAACGGAGCGACGCAGUUGAUCAAGAGAUCUACACGAAUGAUGCAGAGAUCUUACAUAUUCGCACCAUUCUGAAGGAGAUGGAGAUGUACCAAGCGAAUAAAAUCGACAUUGCAGUGGAGUACCUGAACCUGGAAGAGACGCUCAUUGCGACGGAAGACGAGCUGGGGAAGACUCGGACCCAGUUGAUACUGGCGAAUCAAGGACAUUCCGCACUCAUCGACACCUUCAAGCAACUGCGAGAAGAACUCAGCGGAGCCGACAUGGCGUCGAGGCAGAGUUCUGCAAGCGGCAAGAAAAGGAAGAUUUGCGUGUAGUUGACAGUAUAGAAUACCGAGUGGAGUUGUGCGUUCUUUCCACCCCUACCAGAUCAACCGUGAUUCCAAGCUCUUUUCUCUUUCCAAUCGUGCGAUGUCCAGAGGUUCGUGAGUGCGUACGGGAUUGGUGUAAAAGUGUUGAUCAUGGCGGAGGACGAGUGGUGCUCGAUAACGGUGUGAGCUGGGUGGGGCAGCAUGCAUGGCCUUGCAAAAGGGCUUAUACCAGGGAAUUACAAGUGCGCACACGAGUCUGGUUGUUGUGCUUG
Molecule: messenger RNA, 1838 nt
Organism: Aureobasidium pullulans EXF-150
Lineage: Eukaryota; Fungi; Ascomycota; Dothideomycetes; Dothideales; Saccotheciaceae
Exons: 1
Coding region: 292-1572 (426 amino acids)
Source: RefSeq, a predicted model, not a curated record